CAGAGACCUACGCUCUGUGUGUGUGCUGAAGGAAGAGCUCAUUUUUUUUUUUAAUCAGUGCUGGAAACGCAGGCGACGAGCAGACAACCAGUAUUAGUUUCAUAAAAUUUAGGAAAGCCAGUGCUUCAUUCUAAGACUGAAUUUUCAUUCUUUUUUUUUUUUUUUUAAUUAUAUUAUUUUGGCUUAGCUGCAUUCUCCCUUUGUGCAGUCAGGAAACUUCGGUCCUUGCACCCAACCAGAUGAUUUGCUUUCAGACUCACAGCCAUCCAAGUAGUUCACUAGACCUCUGUCUGUAUUGGCCCAGGCACUUCUACCAAGCAGAAAGCUUAUCAAGGCAGCUUUGAUUAAAGAUGACGUCUCUGCUCACUCAAGAAAUUCGCCUUUCUAAAAGACAUGAAGAAAUAGUAUCACAGAGAUUAAUGUUACUUCAACGAAUGGAGAAUAAACCUGAAGAUCAAAACAAGGGAAAGGCCUCUCAGACACAAGCAGCUAACGCCGCUUUACAAAGGAAUGUUAGUCUUUUAAAGGAUAUAGAAGCAGCAGAAAAGUCUCUACAGACCCGGAUUCAUCCAGUUCUACCAGCUGAGGUGGCUGCUCUUGAGACUCUUUACUGGGCAUCAGUAGAAGAAUAUAUUCCCAAAUGGGAACAGUUUCUUUUAGGAAGAGCACCGUAUCCUGCUACUAGUGAAAAUGGAAAUGAAGCAGAAGAUACCAUUCAAAAGAGGGCGCAGCAAUAGCUUCUCCACAUAGUAUUUCAGAAACCUAUCUAGUAAAGCUGUAUAUUAAAGAGUAUUCAGGUCACUGCGGGGACUUUAGGAGUAAGAGAGAUUGCCUCAUUACGUCCUCUGCGACAAUGAAGGUUUGAGAAUCUGCCGGCAACUUCCAGGUUAUCACUGGAAGAUCUACUGCCAUUUCAGUGUCAUAAACUUGUCUUCUACCAAACUCAUGGAAGUGUUAAAAGCUGAUAUUGGAAAAUGGGCUGUUGAUUAAAUAAGCUGCUGAG
This is a messenger RNA of Cervus elaphus (red deer), 1003 nucleotides long. RefSeq names its product chromosome 24 C3orf14 homolog (gene CEP15). Bases 351 to 737 code for a protein of 128 amino acids. The record is from RefSeq and is a predicted model, not a curated record. The transcript is spliced from 5 exons. NCBI's taxonomy places the organism in Eukaryota, Metazoa, Chordata, Mammalia, Artiodactyla, Cervidae.